AUGAACGUUCAUAUGACGGGGACAGGGAGAAGCCUAGAGCAAGAGCGCCUUGAGAUUUUACUCAUGCCAUGUGUCCUUUCCUUCCUUCCUCUUCCAGGCCGAGCCGUCUCGCUGCACGUCGUGCUGACACCUGGCAGCGAUCCAUUGGCUCUCCCUGAACCGCUGCAGCAGCUGGUGACUGAGCACGGGCUGGAGCCUGUUGUAACUCAGGUGCCGGCUCACGCCCCUCGCACCAAGGAGCGAUGGCAGGAGCAGCAGUCAGUCUGGCCCACAUCCUUCCACCCACCGCUGCCUGGCAGUGGCGCUGCUGCUCCCCCCGCCACUGUCACACCGGCUGCAGCCAUAUACAUCCAACAUUGCUUCCGUGUGAUUAUAGAGGGGGCGGUGAAGGCAUGCGAGGGCAGAGCGGGCAGUGAAGCAUGUGAGCGUGUGACAAUAGGUGAAGGGAAAGCGGGAGGCAAAGAUUUAAGGGGCGAAGGGGAUGGAGGUGGGGAGAGAGGGGAGAAGGGGCGGAGGGAAGAGACGGCGGAGAGGGGCGUGAGAGAGGAGAUGCAAGGGGAGGCUGUGGACAUGAGGCGCCAGGAGGAGGGACACGGGAGAGGGCAUCAGUGCGGUUCAUGUGACCGCACUGAACCGUUGAAUGUGCAGCAGGAGGAGUUGCUGCGGCCAUGCUGUGUCGAGGGGUUCAAUAUAGCUAGACAGAAGGGCAAUGAUGUACAGGCGCUAGGCGACCCAGCACGACCUGCCGUCUCUCCAAAUGCACCACCGUGCUCUGCUGCCCGCCCGUACCUCUGCACGGGCUUCGAUGCCUUUAUGCUGCAUGAGCCGUGCAUCAUGUGUGCCAUGGCAUUGGUGCACCAGCGUGUGCGCCGAGUCUUCUACGCCAUUCCAAACCUACAAGGCGGAGCGUUGGGCAGCUGCUGGAAGCUACAUGGGGUGAAGUCCCUCAACCACCACUAUGAGGUGUUCAGGGUUGACCUCAGUCAACUGUUCAGUCAACUACCAACACCAUGA
Molecule: messenger RNA, 1014 nt
Organism: Closterium sp. Yama58-4
Lineage: Eukaryota; Viridiplantae; Streptophyta; Zygnematophyceae; Desmidiales; Closteriaceae
Source: the annotation of a GenBank genome assembly